This is a messenger RNA of Talaromyces amestolkiae, 1149 nucleotides long. RefSeq lists its product as uncharacterized. The record is from RefSeq and is a predicted model, not a curated record. The transcript has 2 exons. NCBI's taxonomy places the organism in Eukaryota, Fungi, Ascomycota, Eurotiomycetes, Eurotiales, Trichocomaceae. Bases 1 to 1149 code for a protein of 382 amino acids.
AUGACGAAUAUUGUUCCCAUACUAUUGCUCCCCGAUCAUGUUCGGCCGAAUUCAUCCAACCUUCCACUUCUAAAGGCGAUUCAGAAGGUUUUGAAUGAGUCAUACACCGCAACAUAUUGCCGGCAUCCCGAGAUAUUUGGAACCAGGCACAUACGGAUGGCCGACCCAGCGCAACUUGCAGACAUUAUCGGAACCCAAGGCUUCACAAUAGUCCUUGCGAUCAUCACGCCUGGGCAAUCCUACGACGUGGUUGCCACAUGCAGUGUCAAGGAUUUUGGUGAUGGCGACAUCGAAACAUACACCCAGUGGAGCAAGAACCUGAGUGGCGCUCAAUGGGUGAAUCGAAAGACUGCAACCGUUGACAAGGUAACCAAUGAAAACCCGCCAAAGUUCGAGCUCACAGCAUUCGCAGUGUCACCGCGCUAUCAAGCGAUGGGGCUGGGCGCCCGUCUGCUGAACGAAGUGAAAUGGCUAUUGGCUGGCAGAAAAUUUCAAACUAUUGCUGCCGAUACUGCACCCAUAGUACAUGGACUAGGACCAUCGGAUGCCACGUGUAACUCUUGGGUCAACGGCAUUGACCUUCACCAACUGAAGCAAGUCAUGGAAACACAGCAGCCGGAUAACAUUAGCCAGAGCAUCACCAACCCAAAGCUGGUACUGGUGGCCAUCCGAGAACUGGGUAAUGAGCUCUAUUAUCAGAAAAGAGGCUUCAAAACUGUGUGGAGUGGCACGGUACCCAUUGACGCGAUUCAGACCACAUCGAAAUCAGGCGUCAAGUCACUCACAUUCGGUGCCGGUGCAAAUGCCCAAUUGACUCUCGGCCACCACAUGAAGGGCGCCGAAGUGCGCAUUUUGCAACAUACCUAUGAGGUAGUCGCCAAACAGUUCCAUCCCGCGCGCAAGAGUGAGUUCCUUAUGAAACUAGGUGCGCAUGAGGAGCCGUUGUAUAUUGCUUACCCGCCUCAUGAAUCAGGAUCGCGCGGUAUUUGUGCCAUUAUGAAUUUCUUCAAGUAUUGCUUUGCUUCCUUUUUGUUCCUAUUUCUUCUUCCAAUGCUUGCUGCGCUCCGGGAAUACAACCACUGGAACUGGAUCCACAUUCGAAAACCUAAAUGUAAUCUCCCUAAAGUAGAGAUCACGAUUGUCUGCUAG